AUGUUCUCCGGACGCAAAUUCUCCAUCAAUCGCCACACUGGCGCCCCGAAGCCGCUGCUGCGACGCUUCAGCAACGUCGAGCCCUCGAUGAACGAGAUUCAGUCCAAGGUCCACAGACAAUUCCGCAAUGCGCACGAAGGUCACAUGCCCCACGCCGGCCUGGACGCCAGCCGAUCGUCCACCGGUGUCAUCUGGUGCACUGAGCGCGCCAGCGAGUAUGGCUUCUUGGACGAGCCCGAUGCGUGGGCCAACCUUGGCCAGGGUGCCCCCGAAGUUGAGGACGAAAUUGCCGGUUGCUUCAAGCGACCCGACACCAUCAACAUCAGCGUUGCGGCGCGAGAGUACGGCCCUACGGCGGGCAUCAAGCCCCUGAGAGAGGCUGUUGCCAAGCUCUACAACGAGACGCACCGCCAGGGCAAGGAGAGCCAGUACACCUGGGAGAACGUUGCCAUUGUUCCCGGUGGUCGUGCUGGUCUGAUCCGAAUUGCCGCCGUCCUGGGCAGCUCCUAUCUGUCCUUCUUCUUGCCCGACUACACGGCGUACAAUGAGAUGCUGAGUUUGUUCAAGAACUUUGCGGCUAUCCCCGUCCCCCUUUCCGAAGAGGACGGCUACCACAUCCACCCCGACAAGAUUGCCGAGGAAAUUGCCCGUGGUACCUCUGUCAUCCUUACCUCAAACCCCCGCAACCCUACCGGCCGAGUCGUUGCCAACCCCGAGCUGGCUGAGAUCCAAGACCUCUGCCGAGGCCGUGCCACCUUCAUCAGCGACGAGUUCUACUCCGGUUACAACUACACCAGCAACUGUGACGGUACCACGAUUUCGGCCGCCGAGAACGUCGAGGACGUCGAUGAGGAUGAUGUCCUGAUUAUUGAUGGACUUACCAAGCGCUUCCGACUUCCCGGAUGGCGAAUUGCGUGGAUCAUUGGUCCCAAGGAGUACAUCAGCGCCAUCGGCUCAUGUGGUAGCUACUUGGAUGGCGGUGCUGUGCACGCUCUCCAGGAGGCUGCUGUCCCCAUGCUUGAGCCAAGCACGGUCCAGAAUGAGAUGAUUCAUCUCCAGCGCCACUUCCGAGACAAGCGCGACUACACUGUCCGACGUCUGCGUGAGAUGGGCUUCUCCAUCAAAUACGUCCCUGAUUCUACCUUUUACCUGUGGCUGAACCUUGAGGGCCUUCCUGAUGCCAUUUCAGACGGCCUCAACUUCUUCCAGGCUUGCUUGGAGGAAAAGGUCAUUGUUGUUCCGGGUAUCUUCUUUGAUCUCAACCCCUCUCGACGACGUGACCUGUUCGACAGCCCGUGCCACCACUUUGUGCGUCUGUCAUACGGACCCAAAAUGGACGUGCUCAAGCUUGGCCUGGACGGAAUCGAGCGAGUUGUCAACAAGUUCAAGCGAUCCAACUAA
Trichoderma aggressivum f. europaeum is the source of this 1401-nucleotide messenger RNA. RefSeq lists its product as uncharacterized. Gene Ontology annotation, molecular function: pyridoxal phosphate binding. The record is from RefSeq and is a predicted model, not a curated record. Gene Ontology annotation, biological process: biosynthetic process. The transcript has 7 exons. NCBI's taxonomy places the organism in Eukaryota, Fungi, Ascomycota, Sordariomycetes, Hypocreales, Hypocreaceae. The coding region runs from base 1 to 1401 and encodes 466 amino acids.